UUUUCAGUGAGAGAAAUCGAAAACUAAAUUGGCCGAGCACAGUAAACAUUUGUUUUAGUGUCAGUGUUUUACGAAGACUUCAGCAAACGACUGGUUGUGUAUUUCAUUUUAGAAAUAGUUUUCCCCUAAAGACAACCAAAAUUUUCUUGCCCGAGCGCCUUGUUUUUAUCAAAUUUAAAUUUUAGUGGAACCAAUUUCGGCCGAAGAAUCCGAGUCUUUUCACAAAUUAGCAAAUUUAAUCAGAAAAUUUAGGGGAACCAGACAAAACAGAGAUGCCAAUCUUCGCGAAAAACCUACCAUGCAUUCGGCAUCUGGCCAAGAGGACUCUAAUUGAGGGGCGGCGCUGGAUAUCGGGCCUAGAGAAAGGUCAAAACAGCGCAGCCCAAAACGUAAAUCCCUGCUACAACAACUGGCCCAUGAGAGAGGAGUCUUUUGCGGCAGCCCAGCAGCUCCGCCAAAGGCAGCAGAGCCGCCGGUGGAGCAACAACUACUCCGGCCUGGACUCCGCCAUGUUUCGACCAGUCGCCAAACCGGAUGAGGUGGUGCCCCGCCGCAACAAUGUGUUGGCCGCCCAGAACGCGGCCAGGAGGCGGAACUUCAAGUCGGCCCAGGUGGCCCAAUACCAGCAGCGGCAGGAGGAAGAGCAGAGACUGGGCGGCGAACCAGAAGCCACGGCGGAGGAGCACGACUACGAGUCGGAUCUGGAGGUCCGAUCGGUACGGGAGACCGUUUUCGGCCUGCCGGAGGACAACUCGGAAGAGGAGAUGGAUCGCGCCCGGGCUGAGCAGGAGCUUCUCCAACGCGUGGCCGACGCCUCCAAGCAAGCGGAACGUUUGCCCGAAAGCGCCACCAUAUCCCGAAAGGUCAUCUCACCAUACAACUCCUACCGCAGCCAUCGCACCCGAUGGGCGGAGUUCCGGCACAGCAUGAUCUUCGGCCGUACGAGUUACUGAGCGAGGAGAAGAGGAGCCUCAAAAGAAGGUUCAUCCUUAUCCAUUGACGUCUACCUUUCCGGAAGUGAGAAAUUUACGGUUGCAUUUUUAUGUGAGGGCUGGCGAUUUUCAAGAACAAAUAAAAAAUUCGGUCUUCAAAAUUA
This is a messenger RNA of Drosophila simulans, 1096 nucleotides long. RefSeq lists its product as uncharacterized. The transcript has a single exon. The record is from RefSeq and is a predicted model, not a curated record. NCBI's taxonomy places the organism in Eukaryota, Metazoa, Arthropoda, Insecta, Diptera, Drosophilidae. Bases 273 to 953 code for a protein of 226 amino acids.